Molecule: messenger RNA, 732 nt
Organism: Asparagus officinalis (garden asparagus)
Lineage: Eukaryota; Viridiplantae; Streptophyta; Magnoliopsida; Asparagales; Asparagaceae
Exons: 2
Coding region: 1-732 (243 amino acids)
Source: RefSeq, a predicted model, not a curated record
AUGAUAGAUGGUACACAUGUUGAUGCUACGCUACCUGCUAGUCUUCAACCACGAUUUCGUGGUCGAAAAGGUGUUACACAAAAUGUUUUAGCGGCUUGUACUCCAAACAAGUUAUUCACUUACGUAUUAGCUGGAUGGGAAGGUUCUGCAAAUGACUUUAGAGUCCUCCAAGAUGCAUUGUCUAGGCCACAACCUCAUGGUUUGAAAAUAUACGAUGGAAAGUAUUACUUGUGUGAUGCGGAAUACACGACCAUGCUGGGUUUUAUCUUCCCAUAUCAUGGUGUUCAUUACCAUUUGAAGGAACAAAUAGGAAGAACACCUAAAAAUAGAAGGGAAUUAUUCAAUCUUAGAUAUUCUUCUUUAAGGUCUAAGAUUGAAUCUUCAUUUGGUUGCUUGAAGAAUCGUUUCAAAAUUCUCACCGCGAAACCUCAUUACCCUUUUCGCGCACAAGUGGAUAUUGUAUUAGCUUGUGCAGUUCUUCACAAUUAUAUUGCAAUGGUUGAUCCGGAUGAUGACAUAUUCAAUGAGACCAUUGAGAUCGAAGAUGAUGAAGGUGAUGUUGCUAAUGAAGAUGAUAAUAAUAUUGUUGAUUUCUCUCAACCCCAAACUCAAAGGGAGCAAACAGAAUCAAGAAAUGUAUGGAAGAAUCGUAGAGAUCAAAUAGCUUGGGAAAUGUGGGUUGAUUAUUGUGAUAAGUAUAAGGGAGGGAAUACUAAUGAAAUAGGCAUGUGA